AUGUCAGACCCUGAACAGGCCAUCUCCUCCCGCACAUUGGUCAUCUCAAGGCAGACUCUCCCACAUCGACCUCUCCGUACUGCCGCCGUCAUCUCCUUUCUGCCAGCCCUGCCACUUUGCAUUGCCCAUGGCUCGUUGUCGCACAGUCUAGUUCCUGGCCUGGGCCUGCUACCACUGUUUAUGUCGGCUUCCGUGUCACUAUACCUGCUUCUGGUAGGUGGCAUCAGGAACACGGGCAAGCUCAAAGGGAAAAGGAAGAUUACCGCCACAGGGGAGUCAUCCUCGAGAAGAAAUAUGGAGUAUGAUGAUGAUGCCGAGGAGACGGAGGUAGACAGGGAGAUUCAAAGGCUGAUUGAUCCCGAGGUUGAGGAGCGUACCUCUAAACGUGAUGGAAGUGAAGAAGAAAGGGAUGGGGAAGGCGAAGAGGGGGUGAGGGCAGUUCUUACUCAUAGGAUCUUUGUGUUCAUGGUCGAUAUCUCACUAGCAGCUGCCAUCAUGGUUGUGCUAGUGUUUACAUGGAUUGGAACGGGUACAGUUUCUGACGAUGAUCGUGCCCGACCGGAGCUCGUCAUGCUGGGAGCGUAUGCGACAGUCCCGCUUUUGCUGAACUUUCUUAUCCACCUCUCCCUUGCUGCCCGCGAGUUCAUCGCUGGCCUUGCCAUACCAGGUCUGAUUGAGUGGACGGCCUGGCGAGCUGUUCCUCCCGAUUGCCCAAACUGCGGCAUCCGUCUGCGCCCUGAUGAGCUUCCUCCCAUCCCAUGGUACGAGUCUCUCGCGAUGCCCAGACUCUCGUUUCCCAAUAUCAAGCCCCUGUACUUCAAAAGGCCCUCUCUUCCGUCAUUCAGGAUCAGCACGCCGAAGUUUCCGCCUUUGAAGAACCGUCAGUGGAGGCUGCCCAAGUGGAUGAGGCAUCAUGACGAAGAAGAGACCGCUAGAUUGUUCGUCAACGAGGAACAGAACGAGGACCCUGAACACUACCAGGACGACCCUGAGGAUGGAUAUGGUGGUCAUGACUCGCAUAGCACGACCGCUGUCGCGACAGGACCCGUGGCUGCUGCGCCCGAAGAAGUCAUUGUCGGGAAAAAGGAUAAGAAGGCAAAGAGCAGCGUGGUCGCAUCCUUGCUCGGGCAUGAGGCUCCGUGGGGAUGA
This is a messenger RNA of Thermochaetoides thermophila DSM 1495, 1149 nucleotides long. RefSeq lists its product as uncharacterized. The coding region runs from base 1 to 1149 and encodes 382 amino acids. Lineage: Eukaryota; Fungi; Ascomycota; Sordariomycetes; Sordariales; Chaetomiaceae. The transcript has 2 exons. The record is from RefSeq and is a predicted model, not a curated record.